AUGGACGAAUUGAGUAACAGCCACCGCCGCCACCUGCAAUCGGAAUUAGGGGAAGAAGACGACUACCUGAGUAAUCUCCCGGACGAGCUUCUCCGCCACAUCCUCUCCUUCCUCCCCACCCUCGACUCCAUCCGCACCUCCGUUCUCUCCCGCAGAUGGCGUCACGUCUGGACUUGCGUUCCCGUCAUCGACUUCUCCGACUUCGAACUAGAACCCAGCAUCAUGAAGCGCUUCAUGGCUUCCCUCGGCGCAGGUGAAUCUGUUUCUCGUCUUCACCUCACCGGAGACAGCAUUGAUGAUGAAACUCCCGUCUAUGACUCAGUCAAAUAUGCCAAAUCUCACGAUGCCCGGCACGUGUCUCUCCUCCGGUUCCUCUUCGAGCAUUGCCGCCAUCCUCUUUUCGACCUUCUGUUCGAUUGGCCAUCGCUCGAGUCGCUGAAUCUGCAAGUCAUCUACUUUACGAGUAUCACAUUAUCCAAAUGCAUCUUCAGAUUGAGCAAUCUCAAGACGCUUUCCCUCUCACUCCCUGAAAUCACAAUUCGAAACGAGGGCUUGGCGAAGCUACUCUCCGGCUGCCCUGUUUUGGAAGAACUAUUAUUAACUGUAAAAUAUCACUGGGGCGAACUCAUUCAAAUAGAAGCUCCAAAUCUUCUCCGAUUGACUCUGAUUCCUACUCCAUGGAAGCUUCAAAUCAAUUGUCAGAAACUCGAAUAUCUAAGGCUAAAGCCCUAUUUCAAUUUGAUGUACUUGCAUGUCCAAGCACCCUCCUUGAUCUCUGUUGCAUUAUACAGUAUUUGGCGCUUUAGAACAUUUGCUCAGGCGGUAUGCGAUGUCACUGCGGUAACACUAACUGUGUCGGCUGAAUGUCUUCCAGGCACGACUCCUAAAUUCCAGACACGACUCCUAGAUUCCUGGUACGUUAAGGCCGUCGUCCAAGGAUUUCCCAUCUUUCACAGACUGCUCAAGUUGAAGAUCAAGAUGGAUGUCGCGGAUCAAUUCAGCCUGGACACCGUAUCUGAUCUUCUUCGAUGCACACCGAAUCUGCAGUCGCUCGUUUUAACCGAGUGCGAAAAGCUACCGUGUUGUGAGGAUUUGGAAGAGUGGGGGUGUUCAUCAUCAAGGUUUAAUGGUGGGCCCUUUGAGGAUUUGGAAAGACUGUUGAGAAAUACCAACAGUGAAGAACUUCGAUCCGUGAUUCUGAAGACGCUAUCAGAGACAGUGCCAGCAUGGGUGAUUAAUGAGCCCUUUGAGGAUUUGGAAAGGAUCUCCGUGAAUAUCAAGAGUGAACUUAGAUCUGCAUUUAUGAAGAUGUUAUCAGAGGGAGUUUCAGCAUGGGAGAGUUCAUUAUCAAGGGUUAAUGAGCCCUUAGAGCAUUUGGAAAGGAUCUCGGUGAAUAUCAAGACGUCAGAAGCAGAAGAAUGGAUCAGCGGCAGCAGCAGCAUGGAGUCCGGCCCCUUCGAGUCUUUUAUCGGUCAAUUGAUGUCCACGGCGAACGAGCAACGCUCCUACACUGAGAGGCUCUUUGAGCUCUACCGCGAACGCCACCCGGACGCCCUCGCCCUAAAGCUCGCUGCCGUCCUCCAAGCCUCUUAG
Zingiber officinale is the source of this 1593-nucleotide messenger RNA. RefSeq names its product putative FBD-associated F-box protein At3g50710. Gene Ontology annotation, molecular function: protein binding. NCBI's taxonomy places the organism in Eukaryota, Viridiplantae, Streptophyta, Magnoliopsida, Zingiberales, Zingiberaceae. The record is from RefSeq and is a predicted model, not a curated record. Bases 1 to 1593 code for a protein of 530 amino acids. The transcript is spliced from 4 exons.